Messenger RNA from Colletotrichum karsti, 1227 nucleotides. Its product is annotated as FAD-binding domain containing protein. Bases 1 to 1227 code for a protein of 408 amino acids. Lineage: Eukaryota; Fungi; Ascomycota; Sordariomycetes; Glomerellales; Glomerellaceae. The record is from RefSeq and is a predicted model, not a curated record. Gene Ontology annotation, molecular function: FAD binding. The transcript has 4 exons.
AUGGGUAUCCCAGGUCUCAACGGUCACGCAGCCACUGCCCCGGGCGCCGGACCUAAAGUUGCUAUCAUCGGAGCGGGGUUGACGGGUCUUAUCACCGCACACGGACUCAAGAAGCACGGAUUCGAUGUUACUGUCUUCGAGCGUGAUGCAGGCAUCGAUGCGCGGCCGAGGGACUGGACGAUCCUCAUCCACUGGGGCAUGUCAACUCUCACCGAGAUGCUGCCCGAGCGCGUCCUCAAAAGCUUCCCCCAGGCCUUCUGCAACCCGUACCUGGAAUUCAACGAGUGGGACGAGAGCAUUCCCGGAUACAAUGGCAACAGCGGCGAGAUCCUUUUCCGGAAUCCUACUCCCGGCGCCCGGCGCGUCAGCCGUCGUCGGUUCCGGAAAGUCCUCGUGGAGGGACUCGAUGUUCAGUGGGGCAAGGUUCUCAGCGCUCUAAAUCAGAUCGACGAUGAUACCAUUCAACUUGAGUUUGCAGAUGAGAGCAAAUUUGAUGCGAACUACGUCUUCGGAACCGACGGUGUGUCGUCAAAAGUUCGAGAACUUCUCCUAGGAAUAGAAGCUGCUAAGCCUGUUCCCUCCGGAUUCAUGAUUGCUAAUUGCAACGUGAACUACGGCGAUGAAGACAAGGUGAAAACUAUCCUAAAGGCGCAUUCGGUGUGUGCUUUGAUGCUUGGCUCUGGGGUGAUGGCCGGAUGUGGUGUGAUGUCCGUGGAUGACCCCAAAGACAUCGCAUCAUGGGAAACAUUCUGGGUCAGAGUCUGGAAGGGAGAGUCUAUAACGUUGAGCGGUCAAAAAGCCGUCGACUACAUCAAGAGCGAUCUGAAAGGGCUCUGCGAGCCUUUCCGAUCCGCGGUUGAAUGGACACCCGAGGGAAGCCCCUGCUACAUUGAUGAGAUGAAGUACUGGCUCCCGUCAGCUUGGAAUACCUACGAUGGAAAGAUCACACUUGCAGGAGACGCUGCGCAUCCGAUGCUUCCAUUUCGAGGUCAAGGUCUACAACAUGCCAUCAUAGAUGCCCACAAAUAUCUUCAUGCGCUCGUCAUGCUGAGAAAUGCCGGAGACAACGCCAUGAGGGAGGAAAUGAUGACACUGUACGGCGCUGAUGUCGUUGCUCGUGGAUGUACGGCCGUCGCACAAUCGCUCAGUGAAGCCAAGAACGCACUCAACGAGGAGACUGUCGGGAAUAUGCUUAUGGUAACUCAAGGCCAUACGAGAUCUGUUUGA